AUGGAUAAUGAUCCUGAUACUACUAGCGAUGAUCGUGAUGAUCGUGGUCAUGGUGGUUUUCGACCAGGUGCUGGUAGAAAACGAAAACAAUCAGCAGCAUCUAUUCAAAUUAUGUCAAAGAAAAGACGUGAACGAGCUGCACAUAGACAAACCAUGUCUAGAUAUAGGGCUAAAUUAACACAAUGGAUAGAUGAAUUAAAAUGGUCACAUGAAGGUAUUCAAUCAUCUUAUCGUGAUAAUGCAACUGCUCUGUUGGUUAUAUUUAAUAUCAUGUUAGAAAAUGUUAAUCUAACACAAACAGAAGCAAUUGUCAAGGCCGGUUUGUAUUUAGGUCGUGCACAUUCCACAUUAGAUACACUUGUAUCGCACUGGAAUAAAUACAAAGAGGUAUAUGUUGAAUCAGGUUUUAGCGGUGAAUCAGUAGAUCAACGAUCAGCAGAUUUAUUUACAACAUUACCUUACUUUAUUAUAACCACUAUUAUUAACCGUCAUGCUGCAGGUGUAACUACAACUGUUAAAGAUAUUCAACAAGCAAUUACUGAUACACAUGGUACACAUAUUGGUUAUUGGUCAAUAUAUUAUCUGAUGCAUGAUAAAAUGAAGCUGUCAUAUGGUUUAUUGGAAGAUGCAACAAAUUUAAUACAAGAUCCUAAUCGUCUCAAGCGUAUUGGCCAAUUUCUUAUUAAAUAUGCUUCUGCUUUAAAACUGGAAAAGAAGAAAGAAGCAGUUAUAUGUUACAUGGACGAGUCGUAUGUUACUACUGGUCAUCAUAGUCAUUAUGGUUGGUAUUCAGAUAAUGAAGAUAAAGAUAUUCGUACUGGUGCUGGAGUUGGGAAAAGACUUAUAUUGGUUCAUGCCAUUACUAAUGAUGGUCUUCUUCACAAAACUGGAAAUUCAAAUAAUAAAACUAUCUCUGCUGAAUUAAUAUAUGAAGCAAAGCACCCAUUAGGUGAUUAUCAUUCGAAUAUGAAUGGUUAUAAUUUUCGUCUAUGGAUUAAUCAACAUUUAUUUCCUGCAUUCCAAGCAAAAUAUGGACGUAAAAAGAGAAUGAUACUUGUGCUUGAUAACGCUCCUUAUCACAAAGAACGAGGUGAUGAUUAUGUGAAUAUAAAAUUAAUGUCAAAAAUUGAUAUGAUUGAUCUUCUUGUAUCAAAAGGAGUACAAAAUAUAACAAUUAUCCCAAAUGGUUAUCCAAAAGAAUUUCAAGCUAAUGAAUGGAAAUUCAAUGGUCCUUUAGGUCCUUAUAAAAAAGAAUUGCAGUUGUACAUGGAAAGUUGGAUCAAACAAUAUCCUGAACUUCAAAAGACAUUGUUGGAAAACUUAUUUGUAGAAAAAUCUUUACAUGUGAAAGCCAACAUGCCUGAUUUUCAUUAUCUUAUAUAUAUUCCACCAUAUUGUCCUCAAGUUCAACCUAUUGAAUUGGUCUGGGCAUAUGUUAAAGCUUAUGUAGCUAAACAGUUCACAACUUCCAGAACUCUUCAGCAAUUAAUUGAACAUACUAAAGAAGGAUUCAACGGCAAUGGAGCUGAACAUGAGGGAGUAUCUUCUGAAAUGGUCAGGAAAAUGAUUUUACAUACUCAUAAAUACUGUAAUAUGCUCAUUGAUGAUGAUUGUUGGUUGGAAGGAUCGAUAGAUAAUUUAAAGAAUGUCGAUCAAUAUGAAGAAGCAGAUGAAGAUGCAGAAGAUGAAGAUGAAGACAAUGAUAUUAAUAUGGAUACGUUAGCUAUUAUUGAAUAA
This is a messenger RNA of Rotaria sp. Silwood1, 1737 nucleotides long. NCBI's taxonomy places the organism in Eukaryota, Metazoa, Rotifera, Eurotatoria, Philodinida, Philodinidae. The record is from the annotation of a GenBank genome assembly.